AUGGAAAGAUAUUUGAUGAGGACUGGAAAAGGGACAAGUAUGCAUGGAAGUGUCGGAGGUGGAAGAGCGGCACAUAAGAAACAAUGGGACCUAAUAAGGCCAUGCAGUGUGCCGGGGGGGAGCUACAUAAAAGCGCGGGCUCGCGGAGACUCUGCACCACGCAGGGGAAGAGAAGGCAGGAGCAGUCCAGCGCGGAGGAGGGCGACCAUGGCCAAGGAGUGGGGCUACGCCAGUCACAACGGUCCUGACCACUGGCAUGAACUUUUUCCAAAUGCCAAGGGGGAAAACCAGUCGCCCAUUGAGCUGCAUACUAAAGACAUCAAGCAUGACCCUUCUCUGCAGCCAUGGUCAGUGUCUUAUGAUGGUGGCUCUGCCAAGACCAUCCUGAAUAACGGGAAGACCUGCCGAGUUGUAUUUGAUGAUACUUAUGAUAGGUCAAUGCUGAGAGGGGGUCCUCUCCCUGGACCGUACCGACUUCGCCAGUUUCAUCUUCACUGGGGCUCUUCGGAUGAUCAUGGCUCUGAGCACACCGUGGAUGGAGUCAAGUAUGCAGCAGAGCUUCAUUUGGUUCACUGGAACCCCAAGUAUAACACUUUUAAAGAAGCCCUGAAGCAGCGUGAUGGGAUCGCUGUGAUUGGCAUUUUUCUGAAGAUAGGACGUGAGAAAGGCGAGUUCCAGAUUUUCCUUGAUGCAUUGGACAAGAUUAAGACAAAGGGCAAGGAGGCACCCUUCACAAAGUUUGACCCAUCCUGCCUGUUCCCGGCAUGCCGGGACUACUGGACCUACCAGGGGUCAUUCACCACGCCACCCUGUGAGGAGUGCAUCGUGUGGCUGCUGCUGAAGGAGCCCAUGACCGUGAGCUCUGACCAGAUGGCCAAGCUGCGGAGCCUCCUCUCCAGCGCUGAGAACGAGCCCCCAGUGCCCCUUGUGGGCAACUGGCGCCCUCCACAGCCUAUCAAGAACAGGGUAGUGAGAGCUUCCUUCAAAUGAGGCUGCUGGAUCUUGCCCUCUUCAGGAAAGGAAACCUGCCAUUGGAGAGCUUGGUUCCUUGCCUCCUUCUGGUGCUCCUUACUCCAAGUCUAUUUCAUUUCUCCACACUGAGCAAUGAAUGUGAGAGAUGUCGUCACCAAGAAACCAAAGUUACUUUUGACAAGACCUAAUAUGAAAGCAUAGAUUUCACAUUUGAUCUCUGUAAUAAUCAUCUUUCCUAUAAAAGUAGCAUUUUUAGUAAAGUUUCAAAGAAGAAGAAACAGAGAUGGAAAAGUAAAGAUAUUUUUAAAAUGGCUAGCUAUUGGGCACCAGUUUUUCUGUUACCUAAAAUUUCACAGAACUUCAUUGUUUUUAUUUUUAUAUUAUGAGUUGUCCAUCUUAAAGAAAUAUGAGUAAUUCUACAUGUAGUAGAGGUGUAUGAAGAUCAUGUAACAAUUAAACAUAAACCAGAAAUUAAAAUGACUACGGACAGCAAGAACUGAGCUAAUAAUAUGUUUUAACUCAACACCAGCAAGAAGUCAGUCAUUUAUUGAACUUUUAGCUACUAAGAUUACAUGGUUUUGAUCAUCAGUGAAAAGAAAACGCAAUAAAAUCAGGAGUUUUCAAAUUUUUGAUUCAGUAUUUCAAUUUCUUCUUCAUAAAUGUAGUUGAAUUUAUCCUAGUAUUUUUCUUUACCUGAAGGAGGGCCAUUUAUUUUUAAUUUCACUACAUUUUCCUUUGCAUGAUUAUUAAAAUAAAAACUGCCUCUGUUGUCUUUCUCACUGGAGGCUGGAAUGAAUGAUCAUUAGAACACAAAACAGUGAAUGAUGGCACUUGAAGUUAAAGCAGUUGUACUGAUCACCAGAACCAAUAAAGACAUGAACGGAAAA
This is a messenger RNA of Chlorocebus sabaeus (green monkey), 1859 nucleotides long. RefSeq names its product carbonic anhydrase 3 (gene CA3). NCBI's taxonomy places the organism in Eukaryota, Metazoa, Chordata, Mammalia, Primates, Cercopithecidae. The record is from RefSeq and is a predicted model, not a curated record. Gene Ontology annotation, cellular component: cytoplasm; cytosol. Gene Ontology annotation, molecular function: carbonate dehydratase activity; zinc ion binding.